Dimorphilus gyrociliatus is the source of this 4105-nucleotide messenger RNA. The record is from the annotation of a GenBank genome assembly. Lineage: Eukaryota; Metazoa; Annelida; Polychaeta; Dinophilidae.
AUUGGCCUAUAAAUUUUGACAUUACAACAGCAGGAUACACACAAAAAAUGAAAAAGAGAAGAUGCAUAUAUGCAUCACUUAAUUGUGUUAAUAGAAUAUAUAAUUGGGUUAUUUUUACCGUUGACAUUGUACUAAUUAUGUUCUUCCCAACACACUUUACUCCUAAUGUAAUGAUGUUUAAACCCUCCUAUCAACAAUUAAACAGAAAACGCAGGUUCCCUAUUAAUUAUACAUAUAAGAAAGGAUAAUAUAAAGCGUUCAUUAGCACGACUCAAAUAUAAAGUCAACUCUUUUUUUCGUUCUUUUUUUUGUUCUUGAGAGAAAGUAACAAUAUCCUUCAAACAAUCAUUAUCGUUGUUAAGAAACGAAAUCUUCACAUUUCAAUGUCCAAAGAUACAUAUUAAUAUAGAUGUUCAAAUGUUGCACGAUGUGUAGAAGAAAGAUAAAGAUAUCUAUAGAAAAAAAGACAGAGAAAGGACGCAGACUCAAUGACAGAGACAAGCAGCAGUUUUAUCAUAGUCCUAAUUAAUGAUUAAUGAUUUAUACAUUAAAUAACAAAAAAGAAGACGGAUUUUCAUAAUUGGCGAAGAUUUCUUGCGGCGUUUAUCAAUAAUUAUCGCAAUAAAUCUAGCUUUAAGGGAAAGUCAAUAUAACCUAGAUAUCAGACGUAUUUUACUAAAUAAGCCAUAUAAGAAGUUUUGUCUUUUAAUGGAAAAUAUUGUAAUUAAUAAGGUAUUUGGAAAAGGGUGAUGAUUUUCUCCUUUUUUCGUCCUUAUUAAAAACUACUUUUCUUUUAGUUGCUAUGAAUGCAGAAGAGACAGGGAGAGAGAGGGAGAUAGAAAGAAGGUGGGAGAAGAAAAAGAUUACAACUCUCUACUAUAACUCCCUAUAUAUCUAUUCUUUUAUAAAUGACAGAAUAGAAUGAAAAAACAGUUUUUGGAUAUAGCUAAAACAGACAAUGGAGAAUAAUAUUUUGUAGAAAUAAAAUUUCUAAUAUAAAAAAUUCCUAUGGGAAACUACCUAAUCUCUGAUAAAAAUGUUACUACUAGCUCCAUAAAUAGAAUCUAAAGGCGUUUAUAUGUUUUUGGAUUGUGAACAACAGAUCAAUAGUUGCUUCUCUCUCCCUCUCUCUCUCUCUAGUGAACUAACAGUCUAAUUGCUGAGAAGAGAAUGACAUGAAUGGAGAUAGUGAAAGAGUGAGCAAGAAAGAGAGAAAGAGAGAGAAACGGAGGUAUGGGAGGAGGGGUGUAUGAGGAGUUAAUAGAAAGAAACAUAGUUUUCUUUCUACUGCUUAUUAGCAAUGCUUAUAUUAUUAAUAUUGAGCAAUUGAGUGCUAAUUAACUCAAGUACAACUAAAUUUUAGUACUUGAAAGUCUUAUGCUCUCAAAUAGCAUAACUUUUAUAGAGAUAGGAGAAAUGAAGUGUCAAACACACUUGUAACAAUAUAACAUUAGGAAAAACGAUAAGUAAUUAAGAGAAAUGGGGACGUGAAAAACGUACAUAUAAUCUCUUUGAAACUUUCGAAAACAAAGUAAUUUCGAUCUUAUAUGAUUGUAAGCCUAUAAAUUAUUACUAGAGAACGCUCUGUUAAUGCUUUAGACGUUUUCAUAAGAAGAAUAAUAACGACGUCAUUCCUACCAAUGUACCGGAACGAAGUGAGCAAGUAACGGAAGAAGUCCUUUAUUAAGAUAUUACUAACAGCAUAUUCUAAUUAAGAGAGGCAGUUGGAUAGAGUCAGAGGAAGAGAGAACGAAAGAGAGAAAGACAAAGAAAGAGCGAGAGUGACAGUGUGUGUGUGUGUGUGUGUGAGAGAGAGAGAGAGAGAGAAGGAAAGGGUGGAUCAUAAAUAGAAAAGCGAAUAGAAAAAGAGAAGAUGGAAGGGUGAUAAAGCAUAUAUAAAACGACACGUGUGAAAAAAAAAUUAGACGCCCACCAAUAUCGAAAUAUAGAUAUAUAAACGGCUCGAAUUGCUUCAAGGGACUGCUGUGUCCAUAUGAUCAUUAAUCACGUAGCAGUGGCUUAUAAUUAUCAUUAUUAUACAAGGUCAAGGUCUGCUAUAAGCAAUAGACAAAUUGUAUGAGACGAAAAGAGGAAGAAGUUGGAGACGUAUGCUCUACUUAUAGGCUAUAAAGUCAGCAAAAAUUCGCUACAUUCCUUUAAUUAAAAAGUAUAAGUAGCCUACUUGCAGAAUGCAUGACUUGGAUCUUAAAUAUCUUACUGAAUAGUUGACUGAGCCUCUUUCAAUUGAGGUUUUCCUAUAGGUCUUUAAUGCGUUCUCUCCCUAUAGUGUUUUCGUGCAGUCUCUUAAUUAAUGUUAAAUAACGUUUCAUCUUUACAUAAUUACAAAUUUAAGACCAAGCUACAUUUAAAAUGUUGACAAAUAGGAAUAGCAGCAGAAUUAAGUAUAGGAAAGAUAAAGAGCAUAGAAAUGAGAAAGAGAGUGUGCAAAGAGAGAAGAGCGAAAAGUUUUCAAUCUAAUUCCUCACCCAGAAUUUGUUUACGUAGUAACGUACGCAUCUUAGAGGUGACCCCUAAUUGACCGCCGGCCGCAACCUAAAUGAUUUAGGCGUCGAACGCUAAUCCCAACAGCAAACUACUGCAAAAAGGCGGGUACGUUGGUUAGUGCACGUGUUAAUGCACUUUACCGCAAUAUAUACAAGAGAAAUAUUUAUCGAAUUUCGUGCUAUUUAUCAUCAGUUGGUUUAUUUAUAAAAGACUGUAUAUUAAACGGUUAAUGUGUAAAAUGACGUUACACUUUUUCAGUUCCGGCUGCCAUUGUUGACGAAUUUUCCAGUAACGAUGCGACAGUUGAUGAAGGGGAAACGGUAGUUCUUUACUGUAAUGUCACCGGAGUUCCUCGACCAGAAGUCACGUGGUAUAAAAAGCCAUUUCGCGGUUUGGAUAUCGACAGGCAAAAAUUAGAUAAAACAGGCGAAAUGCUUGUUAUAAAAAAUGUCUCACGCUAUUGUGAUGAUAUCUACUCUUGCGUUGCCGAAAAUGGUGUUUCUUCUGCCGUUAGUAGACAAAUGAGAGUGACGGUUGAAUAUCCUCCAGAAGUUACUCUUCCUUCUUCCAGAAUGAGACAAAUUCUGGGUAAAGCUACAAUGUUUGAAUGCAAGGUUAACGCCUUUCCUGUAGGAGAAACCAGUUGGAGGAAAUUCGGUGAAAAAAUACGAAUAAAGGAAGAAGAUUCUGGCUUCUCAACAGACGCCUAUGAAAUAGGUGGAAAUACUUGGGUUGUAACGUUAACAAUUACCAAGGUCAGACAAACUGAUUAUGGAAAAUAUGAAUGCUAUUCUAGCAAUCCAUUGGGUUCAGAUUCAGAGACAUUGGAAUUUUUCCCUUAUUCUGUUGAACCGAAACCGACUAAAAUAAGCGUUGAAUACAAUGAUAAAGAGAAACAUAAGCUGAAAAAAUCGACAGGAUACAAGCACGACAAAAAUUCGUCUAACAAAGAAUUACCGAUACGACGACGUGCUCGCAAUGGUUCGGGUGACAGCAAAAGCAAUAUGACGUCGCUGCAUCUGACCUUACUCGCCUUGACCUUGACUAUAACUUUUAUAAGUCUCAUUUGCUGAUUUCUCGAAAUCGACGACCUUUUCGUUCCUUUACAUUAAAUGACUCCUCAUAAUGUGUUUUUUUCUGUCUUAUUUUGGAUGAUAGUCCUCUUUUCUGUAUACUACACCUUACAAAGUAAUUCUCUCUCUCUCUCUCUCCUUCUCUCUAUCUUACUCUCUCUCUCUCACCCACUUCUCUCGAAUCUGCACUCAAACAGCUUCAAUUUUAAUCGACGAAGACUUUCUUCUUGAGUUUUUCGUGCUAAAAUUUUUAUCCUGGGUGAAGACUGCUCGGUUUUCUGCGAUCUCCAGGCAAUCCUGUACGUUGUUUUCCACUUAUUUUUGUAUAAGAAAAAAUAUCAGCAAAAACUUUCAAAUUUUCCAUUCAAUUCCUUUCAAGAUAAUCGGCGAGAGAACAAUUCCUUUUUUUAUGGUAGUGGCGCCAUCCAACGCUCAAAAGAAAUCAUUCGAGAGAGUUUUUAUAAAUUUACAUUUAUGUAUAUCGUAUAUCAUAUCUAUAUACAUAUAUAUAUAUAAAGUAUAUAUAU